Scheffersomyces amazonensis is the source of this 1572-nucleotide messenger RNA. RefSeq names its product uridine kinase (gene URK1). Gene Ontology annotation, molecular function: ATP binding; uridine kinase activity. The record is from RefSeq and is a predicted model, not a curated record. The transcript is spliced from 2 exons. Gene Ontology annotation, cellular component: cytoplasm. NCBI's taxonomy places the organism in Eukaryota, Fungi, Ascomycota, Pichiomycetes, Serinales, Debaryomycetaceae. Gene Ontology annotation, biological process: pyrimidine-containing compound salvage. Bases 1 to 1572 code for a protein of 523 amino acids.
AUGAGUUCCGACCAUUUAUCCCCAAGUACUUCGAACUUAUCGGUCAAAGUUCCUAAACCGAGGAGAUUUAGUCGAAUUGCUCCUGACAAUGAUUCAUCUAACAUUACACCCAAUGAUACUAUUACCCUGACUACUGCUACAAUACCUGCUAAUACAAGUAUAUCUGAAUCUUCAACUACUUCAAAUGCAAAUACCACUACUCCUCAUCCCUCAUAUAUUCCACCAUGGACUGAACCUUAUAUUAUUGGUAUAGCAGGGAAUUCAGGAUCUGGUAAGACAUCUAUUGCUCAGAAAAUCGUUCAAGAAUUAAAUCAACCUUGGACAGUUCUUUUAUCAUUUGAUAACUUUUAUAAUCCCUUAACUGAAGAAGAACGGAAACAAGCAUUUGAAAAUAAUUUUGAUUUUGAUACUCCAGAAUCUCUUGAUUUAGAUUUGGUUAUUGAAACAGUUAAUUCACUUAAGAAAGGUCAUAAAACAACUAUCCCAGUAUAUUCAUUUGAACAUCAUAAUCGUACAGAUAAGACCAUUACUAUUUAUGGUGCUAAUGUUAUUAUUAUCGAAGGGAUUUAUUCAUUAUAUGAUCCACGAUUAUUAGAUAUGAUGGAUUUAAAAAUUUAUGUAGAUACAGAUCUUGAUAUUUGUUUGGCUAGACGUUUAACAAGAGAUAUUCUUUAUAGAGGUAGAGAUUUAGGAGGAUGUCUUAAACAAUGGGAAACUUUUGUUAAGCCUAAUGCUGUCAAAUAUGUUAAUCCAACCAUGUAUAAUGCUGAUUUAAUUAUUCCUCGUGGGUUAGAUAAUGUAAUUGCUAUCAAUUUAAUGAUCAAACAUAUUGAGAAACAAUUAAUUCUUAAAUCAAGUCAACAUUUGAAAUAUUUACAGACUUUGGAUAUUAAAGUUAUUGAUUUAAAAGAUUAUAAUUUAAAAAUCUUACCUAUAAAUAAUCAAACCCGAGGUAUAAAUUCGAUUUUAUUUGAUGAAGAAACAGAAAGAUCUGAUUUUAUCUUUUAUUUCAAUCGUAUCAGUAAUCUUAUAAUUGAAAAAGGGUUAGAGUUUAUAAAUAAUUAUGAACCAAUUUUAGUUAAUAAUAAUUAUCAUGGAUUGAAAUUAAUUGAUGAUAUUGUGGCGAUUAGUAUUAUUCGAUCUGGUGAUUGUUUUAUGCAAUCGAUUAAGAAAACAUUUCCCGAAGUAAGUAUUGGGAAAUUACUUAUUCAAAGUGAUUCAAAGACUGGUGAACCUCAAUUACAUUAUGAUUCUAUACCUAAUGAUAUUGAGAAUAAAAAGAUUAUGUUAUUUGAUUCACAACUUAUAAGUGGAGCUGCAGCAAUCAUGGCGGUUCAAGUUUUAUUAGAUCAUGGGUGUAAAGAAAAAGAUAUUAUAUUAUGUUGUUAUUUAUCUACUGAAUUAGGAUUAAGAAGAAUACUUAAUGUUUUCCCUCAUGUUAAUAUUGUUAUAGGGAAACUUUCGAAUAUUGGAGAGAAUACUAACAAUUGGUAUAAUCCUGAAAAAUGUAGAGAUAGUGAUUGGCCAUUUAGAAAUAGAUAUAUAGACAGUUUAUACUUUGGAACUGAAUGA